AUUAAUUAUCAAACGUCAAACUGCUUGUACGAAAAGUUUGUUAUUACGAUGUCUGCGGCAGCGAAAGUAGCUAGAGCUGCAAAUAUUAAGAAGAUAACACCUUUAAUGAAUCGAGUACUAAUAAAAAAAGCAGAAGCAGAGACUCACACUGAGGGUGGUAUUAUAUUACCUGACAAGAACAACGUAAAGGUGCAAAGAGGCACUGUCGUCGCCGUCGGUCCUGGAAUUAGAACCGAAAGCGGACACAUCGUGCCCGUUAAUGUUAAUACCGGAGAUGAGGUGAUUUUGGCUGACUAUGGUGGUACCAAAAUCGAGCUGGCUAAAGACGAGGUAUAUUUUAUGUAUAGAGAUCAUGACAUUCUGGCAAAAUUGACGGAUUGAAGCUGACGGUUUCCUUUUGCAUUUAUUCAUCGGUAAACUAUUGAUAAAUUAGUCUUUGCUAAUUUGGUAUACGUUUGUAACUUGAUAAAUAAAUAAAUAGCUAUUUCUCU
Diabrotica balteata is the source of this 491-nucleotide messenger RNA. NCBI's taxonomy places the organism in Eukaryota, Metazoa, Arthropoda, Insecta, Coleoptera, Chrysomelidae. The record is from the annotation of a GenBank genome assembly.